AUGCCUCAUCACCUUGCUGCUAGCCUCACCAGUGAGGGAGCUUUCUUCCCUCACUCGGCUCUUGCCACUACUGCUGGAAACUCUGGUUUCCCUUGGGUUCUCCCUGCUCUCCACACUACCCCGGUCAUUGCUAUUGACCCGGAGGACAACCAGGGUCAGGCAGGGGCACCUCAGGCUCCCAAUGCUCAACCUGGGAUGCAGUACUUUCAACCUCCCAUUGCUCAACCUGGGAUGCAGUACUUUCAACCUCCCAUUGCUGCUCAGACUGUGCCACCAGGAUUCUCUUACCCGCCCAUGUGGUUCAACCCGAACAUACCUGCGCCAAUCGCUCAUGAAGCCUCUCGAUCGGCCAGUCAGGUCGCUCCUCCUGUUGUUGAUCCGACCAAACUGGCGGAUUACCAACUCUUGGACGACAGAAUAAGGGCCAUUGGGGGCUUCUCUUCUUUUGGGAUAGACGCUCGAGACCUCUGCUUGGUCCCGAACGUGGUAUUGCCUCAGAAAUUCAAAGUGCCUGAUCUCCCUAAGUAUAAAGGUCUUAGUUGUCCCCGCAUUCAUCUCACUAUGUACUGCAGGAAGAUGGCUUCGCAUAUUGAUAACGAUAACCUCCUGAUUCAUUGCUUCCAAGAUAGCCUGACUGGGGCUUCCUUGGAUUGGUAUAUAAGUUUGGAGCGCUCGAAGAUCCGAUCAUGGAGAGACCUCUCCGAGGCAUUUUUGAAACAAUACAAAUACAACCUUGACAUGGCUCCGACAAGGCUUCAACUACAGAACCAGUCGCAAAGGUCUAAUGAAACCUUCAAGGAGUAUGCUCAACGGUGGCAUGAAAUGGCGUCUGGGUUCAUCAACAAAUUCUCCGAUAUGGUCACAAUUGGGGAACGUGUUGAGAGUGGGCUGAAACCGGGGAAGAUAACAGACACGAACGCGCCGCAGUCAGCCAACAAGAGACCGCAUGGGGGCUUCGCGAAGAAGAAGGAGGGGGAAGCAAACGCUGUGAUGGCGAAGGCUCGCCCCCGAUAUCGAGUUACGAUGGCCCCUAUGUCGUACUAUCCUUAUCCGUAUGUUGUUGCAGCUCAAUACCAACAACCGCCUUUCCAGUAUCAACCACAAAGAAGCAAUCAACAACCAACUCCUGCUCAGAAAGAUCAGAAUCGACAAUACAACCGUGACAAUAGAGGGCAAAAUCAGGGGUCGAAUAACAGGGGAAACUAUGGCAAGCGCACUCAUUAUGACAAGAUCUCAGUACCUUAUACUGACCUGACAAAUCCCCUACCUAAUCAUGAUGGUCCUUCAGUCAGUGUCAUCAUUGAGGAAGAACCUGCAGAACCUGUGAAGUGGGUCGAUGAGGUGAAAACUCCGUUCUCUGUUGUGUUGAGAAAACUUGAAGAAUUUGGGUUUCUAGAAGGAGUACAUAGUGAUUGCUCAGUAUGUGAGUCUAAUCCAGAUGGUUAUGAGCAAUUGAGAGAGUGCGUGCAAGAACUAAUGAAUCAAGGGAUAAUACAGUUCUCUAAGUCUAAAGCAGCAAAAGAGGUAGCAAUGAUUGAACCGAUAACUAUUGUAUACAAGAAGAAGAAGGUUGAAGCUCCUCCCAAGAGGAUUCAGCCGAUCCAUUUCCGUGUUCCAACUCCGUUUCUGUAUCAGAAUACUAAGGCAAUGCCUUGGAAUUAUGAGACCACUGCGUACUGGGGAAGGAAAGAAAUUUGCAUUCCUGAUACAGAGAUCGUCAACAUCGCAGGAGCGGGAGGCAUGAAUCUAAGUGGCCGUGUAUUCGCUCCUAAAUACACUCCUAGGGUGUCUCCAGCACCCACAGUUGUCUAA
Lathyrus oleraceus (garden pea) is the source of this 1812-nucleotide messenger RNA. RefSeq lists its product as uncharacterized. The coding region runs from base 1 to 1812 and encodes 603 amino acids. The transcript has 4 exons. Lineage: Eukaryota; Viridiplantae; Streptophyta; Magnoliopsida; Fabales; Fabaceae. The record is from RefSeq and is a predicted model, not a curated record.